AUGCUGUCGACCAGGCACACGACCUACAUUGUUUACGUUCCAAUGUCCAUUGUGCAGAUGCUUUGGCCUGCAACGUUUUUCUUAUUCACGAGCGCACAGGAUGCAGUCGAAGCAGCUUUGGUGGAAGACCUCGAACAACCUGCAAGCGCUCCUUCCGGGAUACAUUCUUUAAGUGUUGCCUCGUCACUGCCGCCACUGACCUUGGUCGGCAAGCACUUUGACCGCGUGGUCAGGGCUGCAGAUCCGACCAGCGAGGAGUGGGACGCGGUUGCCUUCUUAGCACUGCUCUGCCUUGACGAGCGGCAAUGCGCUGAGCUUGAGGGUCAAUUUGACAGGCAGGAGAGCAUCUUUCCUUCCGUUGCUUCCGUAUGGGGUGUGGCUGUGCGAAGGACCGUCAAGGUGGGCGGUCGCUUCUUCGGCGGCCGCCCUUCCUUGGCAGAGCUACGAAAGCUCAACGUCCCAGGCCUCGACGAGCAGGUCGGCGGACAGAAGAAGGCGUUUGGAGGUGAUGCAUCAUCAGGCAGAGGCCUUCGGUCUGGAGCAAGUUGCCUCGAUGUGUUGGAGAAGAGAUCUGUGCUCGUUGCCGUGAGAUCACGGCCUUUCAAUGAGCGAGAGAAAGCAGCUUCGUCGGGCGACUGCCUGUCCUUCCAGGAGGAAACUGGCAUGACACUCCAUCGGGAGGAUGACAAAGACUAUCGCUUCGCCUUUGAUUGUGUGAUGCGCCCGGAAACAGAGCAACGUGAGGUGUAUGACAGAACGGCGAGACCACUGCUGCACAAAGUGUUGGAAGGCUACAACGGAUGCCUGUUCGCAUAUGGGCAGACCGGAUCUGGCAAGACCUUCACGAUGCAGGGGUCUUCCGACCAGAAAGGCAUCAUUCCAACUCUUUGUACCGAGCUCUUCGGCGAGAUCAAGGAGUGCGCCGACAAGCGCAACAUCACCGUUGUCUGUAGUGUGCUUGAGAUUUACAACGAGAAGGUGAGGGACCUGUCGGUCGACUCCAGUGAUGACCUGUCUAUCCGAGAGGACACUGCAGAAGGUGGGAAAGGCAUUCAUGUCGAGGGCUUGACGGAGGUGCAGGUCCGCAGCUGUGAGGAAGUCUUGGACUGCAUCGCCAAGGCCCAGCAGAGGAGGGCCGUGGGCAAGACCAACAUGAAUGAGCACAGCUCCAGAUCUCACUCGGUGGUGACCCUGCGGAUUGGCGCCUACGACUGCGACGACGUGGAUGGGGCAACGCUGACUGUUUCGAAGCUGCAUUUGAUUGACCUCGCGGGCAGUGAGCGGCAAAAAGCCACAGGUGCCACUGGAGACCGUCUGAAAGAAGGUGCUCAGAUUAAUUUAUCCCUCUCCGCACUUGGCAACGUCAUCAAUGCCUUGACCGAGCGGGCUUCUGGAGGCCGUCACAUUCCCUACAGGGACUCCAAGCUGACGCGCAUGUUGCAAGACUCGCUCGGUGGCAACUCGUAUACCGUGAUGAUUUGUAACGUGUCUCCUGCGAAAAUCAAUGUGGAUGAGACUCUGUCGAGUUUGCGCUUUGCCGAGCGCGCCAAGAAGAUCGAGAACAAGGCGGUGGUGAAUCGCGACCCAAAGGGUGAGCGAAUCCUGGAGCUGCUGCAGGAGAACAAGGCCCUUCGGGCGAAGAUUGCUCGCUUGGAGGCGCACGUUGAUCGUCUCGAAAUGCACUACGACAAGUAA
Messenger RNA from Symbiodinium sp. CCMP2456, 1695 nucleotides. The record is from the annotation of a GenBank genome assembly. Lineage: Eukaryota; Dinophyceae; Suessiales; Symbiodiniaceae.